CUUACAUGUAAAGGUGUUUGGAGCUCUGAUGUCUUUAUUUCACAGAAAAUGAUUCAUCACAGAAAUACCACCUGAUUUAUGAUUCAAAGACCUGGCUGGAAGCUCAGAGUUACUGCAGGGAGAAACACACAGACCUGAUCAGUGGAUUGAAGCAGCUACAGGAUGGAGAAGUGAACAAGGGGUUCAAUUUAAUGACUGCAAAUUCAAGGUACAUAUUUAUCGGUCUGUUUAGUGACACCUGGAUGUGGUCAGAUGGAAACAGUUUCUCCUUCAGACACUGGAAUCUGAAGUUUGACAAUCAGAGAAUCAAGAGUGGUCAAUGUGCCGUGACUGUGUUUGAUGAUGGAGGCAGAUGGAAGAAUAAGAACUGUGAUGAAAGAAAACCCUUCAUCUGUUAUGAUGACAGUACAGUGAUACUGAUCAACCAAAAGAUGAACUGGGAAGACGCCUUGACCUACUGCAGAGAGAACCACCAUGACCUGGUCACCAUCACCAACAUGGAUGAUCAGAGAUUAGUCCAGCAAAAAGCUCAGUUUGCUUCAACUGAUUUUGUCUGGAUUGGACUGAGCUACGCCUGCACUCUGGAUUUGUGGUUCUGGGUCAGUGACGAGGUGGUCAGAUACAACAACUCGGCCCAAAAUGAACCGAUGGACGACUGUGACAUGUCUGGAGCCAUGGAGACGGGAGGAGAAUAUCUGUGGUUUAAAAAAAAUGAUACAGAGAAGUUUAACUUCAUUUGUUCUAAACAUCCUUCAGGAGAAUAA
Molecule: messenger RNA, 764 nt
Organism: Poecilia reticulata (guppy)
Lineage: Eukaryota; Metazoa; Chordata; Actinopteri; Cyprinodontiformes; Poeciliidae
Source: RefSeq, a predicted model, not a curated record